Messenger RNA from Brassica napus (rape), 902 nucleotides. Its product is annotated as ras-related protein RABA1b-like. Gene Ontology annotation, molecular function: GTPase activity; GTP binding. The transcript is spliced from 2 exons. Lineage: Eukaryota; Viridiplantae; Streptophyta; Magnoliopsida; Brassicales; Brassicaceae. The coding region runs from base 106 to 756 and encodes 216 amino acids. Gene Ontology annotation, cellular component: endosome. The record is from RefSeq and is a predicted model, not a curated record.
ACUUUUGGCGAGUUUAUUUCAAAUCUCAGUUUACACCUUCACACUCCUCUCUCUCUCUCUCUCUUCAGAUCAAUCGCUGCGGAGGAGAAGGAAGCACCUGAGAUAAUGGCAGGGUACAAAGUGGAAGAUGACUACGAUUACCUCUUCAAAGUCGUACUCAUAGGCGAUUCCGGAGUAGGCAAAUCGAACCUCCUCUCCAGAUUCACCAAAAACGAGUUCAAUCUCGAGUCUAAAUCCACCAUUGGCGUCGAGUUCGCCACUCGGACCUUGAAAGUCGAUGAGAAGGUCGUCAAGGCUCAGAUUUGGGAUACAGCUGGUCAAGAAAGGUACCGUGCCAUCACGAGUGCAUACUACCGUGGAGCCGUUGGGGCGCUCCUAGUAUAUGAUACCACCCGCCGUGCAACUUUUGAGAACGUUGACCGGUGGUUAAAGGAGCUCAAGAACCACACGGACCCAAACAUUGUGGUGAUGCUCGUUGGCAACAAAUCUGACCUGCGACAUUUGCUAGCUGUUCCCACGGAAGAUGGGAAAUCAUACGCUGAGCAGGAGUCGCUUUGCUUCAUGGAAACAUCUGCACUUGAAGCCACCAACGUUGAGGAAGCCUUUGCAGAGGUUUUGACGCAGAUUUACCGUAUCACAAGCAAGAAGCAAAUGGAAGCUGGUGAAGAUGGGAACGGAUCUGUUCCAAAAGGGGAGAAAAUCGAAGUUAAAAACGAUGUCUCUGCUUUGAAGAAACUCGGCUGCUGCUCAAGUUGAAGUCUUUUUUUUUUUUUUUGUAAUCUGUUGUGAGUGAGAAUUAUAGCCACCCAUGGUCCAUUGUUUGGUUCUGUUGUUGUUUUGUAAUAAUAUUGACAUCUAUAUGAGUUUUAGACUAUACAUUAUAUAGUGUUUCUUUAACUUCA